ACGACGCGGGCUCGGAAGGGGGGUGCGUUGCCAAGAUGUCGACGGCGGCUGUGCCGGAGUUGAAGCAAAUCAGCCGGGAGGAGGCGAUGCGCCUGGGGCCCGGCUGGAGCCACUCGUGCCACGCCAUGCUCUACGCCGCGAACCCAGGACAGCUCUUCGGGCGCAUCCCCAUGCGCUUCUCGGUGCUGAUGCAGAUGCGCUUUGAUGGGCUGCUGGGCUUCCCCGGGGGCUUCGUGGACCGGCGCUUCUGGUCCCUGGAGGACGGACUGAACCGCGUGCUGGGCCUGGGCCUGGGCUGCCUGCGCCUCACCGAGGCCGACUACCUGAGCUCGCACCUGACCGAGGGUCCGCACCGCGUCGUGGCGCACCUGUACGCGCGGCAGCUGACGCUGGAGCAGCUGCACGCCGUGGAGAUCAGCGCGGUGCACUCGCGCGACCACGGCCUGGAGGUGGGGCCACCGCCCGGGGCCCGUCCUCCGCCCAGGGGUUUGGCUCUGGCUCCGCUGAAGGCACCGAUGGGUGCUGGGCCUGGUACGCGUACCUCUCUACACUCAAAAGGAUCGUGUCGGUGGCUUCCCCAACUUCCUGAGCAAUGCGUUCGUCAGCACUGCCAAGUGCCAGCUGCUCUUCGCCCUCAAGGUGCUCAACAUGAUGCCCCAGGAGAAGCUGGCUGAGGCCUUGGCCGCAGCCACUGAAAAGCAGAAGAAGGCCCUGGAGAAGCUGCUGCCCGCCUCCUCCUGAGGUGCUCCCCGUGCCGGCGCUGUGUGUCACCCUCCCCAGCUUGUCUGUACCCUGGGGCUCUGGUCUUGGGGUGAAGCGGGCCUCUGACAGCUGGCAACCCUUCCACCUCCUCUGCUCAGGGCGGAACUGCUGGAGGCCCCGUGAGCCUGUUGGUCCACAGCCCUGGAGCCUCAGGAGCCGCUCUGUGCUGGUGGAGGGUGUCUUGUCUUGGUGGCCUUGUCUCUGCAUCCCUCCCAAGCUAACACCAGGACUGGAGAGCCAACAUGGGCUGGGCAGCUUGCUGUUGAUUUUGGUGGAGGUUGCACCGUAUGGGGCUGGUCUCCCAGGGACAGCUGGGGUUUGGCUGUGUGAACUGGAGACCAGGAGGCAGUUCUGCUGUUCCGUGGGACCUGGGCUCUGGGUGGAAACCUGUGCUGAGAGGGGCUUCCUCCCUGGCACCCUGUCCUUGGCAGGGGCUCAGCUGCUGGCUCCCCUGCUGACCCUGACCCCAAACUCUGAUCUAUGCUUAGAAAACCUGCCUCUCUCCAUCCUCAGCCCGGUCUGCAGGCACCUGCGAGGGGAUGGUCUGGAAGCGCAGGCCUAGUGGGCAGUGAGACCAGCAGAGCCAUCUUGCACAGGAAGGCCACCACUGGCAGUCCCCUGCAGCCUGCGACCUGGAAGACACCAGGGUACAGCGGGAGUGUCCACAGCCUCCGCCUGGCCUGGUAAGGAAGGUGCUGCUCACCGAGGCCGAGCGUGGGGAAAGGCACGUUGCUACAGAAAUAAACACCUGUGCCCUGCUCA
Molecule: messenger RNA, 1524 nt
Organism: Ochotona curzoniae (black-lipped pika)
Lineage: Eukaryota; Metazoa; Chordata; Mammalia; Lagomorpha; Ochotonidae
Gene: NUDT16L1
Product: nudix hydrolase 16 like 1
Exons: 3
Coding region: 36-674 (212 amino acids)
Cellular component (GO): nucleus
Molecular function (GO): snoRNA binding
Source: RefSeq, a predicted model, not a curated record